Mesoplodon densirostris (Blainville's beaked whale) is the source of this 1083-nucleotide messenger RNA. RefSeq names its product Wnt family member 2 (gene WNT2). Gene Ontology annotation, cellular component: extracellular region. The transcript has 5 exons. Lineage: Eukaryota; Metazoa; Chordata; Mammalia; Artiodactyla; Ziphiidae. The record is from RefSeq and is a predicted model, not a curated record. Gene Ontology annotation, molecular function: cytokine activity; frizzled binding. The coding region runs from base 1 to 1083 and encodes 360 amino acids. Gene Ontology annotation, biological process: neuron differentiation; canonical Wnt signaling pathway; multicellular organism development.
AUGAACGCCUGUCUCGGUGGAAUCUGGCUCUGGCUCCCUCUGCUCUUGACCUGGCUCAGCCCUGAGGUCAGCUCUUCAUGGUGGUACAUGAGAGCUACAGGUGGCUCCUCCAGGGUGAUGUGUGACAAUGUGCCAGGCCUGGUGAGCCGCCAGCGGCAGCUGUGCCACCGACACCCGGACGUGAUGCGUGCCAUCGGCCUGGGCGUGGCCGAGUGGACAGCAGAGUGCCAGCACCAGUUCCGCCAGCACCGCUGGAACUGCAACACCCUGGACAGGGAUCACAGCCUCUUCGGCAGGGUCCUGCUUCGAAGUAGCCGGGAAUCUGCCUUUGUUUACGCCAUCUCCUCAGCUGGAGUUGUAUUUGCCAUCACCAGGGCCUGUAGCCAAGGAGAAUUAAAAUCCUGUUCCUGUGACCCAAAGAAGAAGGGAAACGCCAAGGACAGCAAGGGCACUUUCGACUGGGGUGGCUGUAGUGAUAACAUUGACUAUGGGAUCAAGUUUGCCCGAGCCUUUGUGGACGCCAAGGAAAGGAAAGGAAAGGAUGCCAGAGCCCUGAUGAAUCUUCACAACAACAGAGCCGGCAGGAAGGCUGUAAAGCGGUUCUUGAAACAGGAGUGCAAGUGUCAUGGCGUGAGCGGCUCAUGUACCUUGAGGACCUGCUGGCUGGCCAUGGCCGACUUCAGAAAAACGGGCGAUUAUCUCUGGAGGAAGUACAACGGAGCCAUCCAAGUUGUCAUGAACCAGGAUGGCACUGGUUUCACUGUGGCUAACAAGAGGUUUAAAAAGCCGACGAAAAAUGACCUCGUGUAUUUUGAGAAUUCUCCAGACUACUGUAUCCGGGACCGAGAUGCAGGCUCGCCGGGUACAGCAGGCCGUGUGUGCAACCUGACUUCCCGAGGCAUGGACAGCUGCGAAGUCAUGUGCUGUGGGAGAGGCUACGACACCUCCCGCGUCACCCGGAUGACCAAGUGCGAGUGUAAGUUCCACUGGUGCUGUGCUGUGCGCUGCCAGGACUGCCUGGAGGCCCUGGAUGUGCACACGUGCAAGGCCCCGAAGAGCCCCGACUGGGCGGCUCCCGCAUGA